GGGUUGAAUUUCCAUCAUACGAAGUGACCACUAACCAUGAGUUGCACUACGAGCGCGACCAGCUUUCCAGCGCCCAACAUCCUGCCUGCUGGUGUCUUCAUAGGCCCAUCAGGUCGACCUAUUAUAGAGGAACUCUCCAAAGACGCUCGACCCCACCGCACCAAGUCUCCGAAGGUCCAGAAUUUUGAGCGAGCCCCAUCAUGGCCCUCUCGGACUCGCUUUGAUGAAGCAAUGUUGCAUCAUCGAGUUAGGACGAGACAGCAUCUGCAUCUCGCUGAAGUGGUCAGAGAUUCCAUACGGGCGGAGUGGCACUUUGCGAAGAGACGUUGGAUCGCCGCCAAGGCUCAGAUGGAUAUCAUCCAUACCGAAUUACGAGCUCUGGAGAAUAAAUUGGAAGACGCAGACGUGUAUUUUGGCACAGAAUGUCGCGCUUUGUUUGCAGAAGGAAUAACCAUCACAUCUCCUUCUGAACAAGAGGAGUCAGUGGCCCGCCGAUCGGGGUUCCCAGCAGCAUGUUUAGAGGGAGAGGGAAAGGUUGAGCGUGAAACCAAUCGGAAAGCUGUGGCGGAGAUGCAUACGUCUAGUGGAACCCGGGAUGUUCGAGUCGAUGCAUCCCCAGACCACCAUGUUCUGGAUUCCAUCAACAUUGAGGAAUCUUCUGUGGAGAGUGGUGAAUGGAACCCCGUUCGCAAAUGGGUUCAGUCUGUUGCACGCUCAGCACCGUUAGGCGUCGAAGGAGAGGUGGGUCAUAAAGAGGUAGACAAGAGUCCGGCCCGGGACUUCCGAUUGGCUGAUGUCUAGCAUCGUUGAGUUGGAUCAGACAGGAUCAGACGCCUUCACUGUGAUGCUCACAACGUCCACUUUGAAGUUUGCGCUGCUUUUCCAUCACCUGUAUGUUACAAAACUAACACUGUCUUCGCUGCGGGUGUCUCGAAAUGAAACUGAGAAGAUUACAUGUU
Messenger RNA from Somion occarium, 959 nucleotides. Lineage: Eukaryota; Fungi; Basidiomycota; Agaricomycetes; Polyporales; Cerrenaceae. The record is from the annotation of a GenBank genome assembly.